CAGACCUCUUGUUUUUUGACAACAAACCCUAAUUAAUUAGAAUUUCUGGAGAAGAUUGGGAAUUCAAGCGAUGGAAACGCUACCUGAGGUGCCAGAGGCACCACUGCGUCCGUUUAAACUGGCGCAUCAGGUUGUGAGUCUCACGGGCAUAAGUUUCGAGCGGAGGAGCAUAAUCGGCGUGGUCGAACUGACCAUAGUGCCGAACAGCGAGAACCUGCGCCUCAUCCGCCUGAAUGCCAAGCAACUGCGGAUCUACAGCGUUGUUUUGAACGAUGUCUGCCAGGCGGAGUUCGUUUACUUCGAUCCCUUCCAGGACAUCUCACACAAAGAUCCCAAAAGCCGCGUGCUGGAGGCCUACUCCCAGAACCAUCUGGCUGCCGCCCAGAUCACAGAUCCAGAUGUGAACAAUGGUGAACUGCUGAUCCAAGUUCCACCUGAAGGCUUUUCCAUGAUCCAGGAGGGUCAGGGCCUACGUAUCCGCAUCGAGUUCUCGCUGGAGAAUCCCAAAAGCGGUGUUCACUUUGUCAUACCACCUGAAUCCAUGGAUGAGGAGACCCAGAUAAACUGCUCCCAUAUGUUUACCAACUGCUAUGAAAAUUCCACUCGGUUGUGGUUUCCCUGCGUUGACAGCUUCGCGGAUUCUUGCACCUGGCGCCUGGAGUUCACCGUGGACAAGAAUCUAACGGCAGUAUCAUGCGGAGAACUGGUUGAGGUCAUUAUGACUCCAGAUUUGCGGAAGAAAACGUUUCAUUACACUGUAACAACUCCCGUAUGUGCACCCAAUAUUGCACUGGCUGUAGGUCAGUUUGAAAUCUAUGUGGAUCCACACAUGCACGAGGUGACCCACUUCUGUCUGCCUGGAAUGCUGCCCCUGCUGAAGAAUACUGUUCGCUAUCUGCACGAAGCAUUCGAAUUCUUCGAGGAGACCUUAUCCACACGCUAUCCGUUUUCCUGCUACAAACAGGUGUUUGUAGACGAGUUGGACACGGACAUUAGUGCCUAUGCGACCAUGAGCAUCGCUUCAGUGAACCUGCUGCACUCCAUUGCAAUCAUCGACCAAACGUAUAUAUCGCGAACGUUUAUGUCACGAGCUGUGGCCGAACAGUUCUUCGGUUGCUUCAUCACAUCACAUCAUUGGUCGGAUACCUGGCUGGCUAAGGGAAUUGCGGAGUACCUGUGUGGAUUGUACUCGAGGAAGUGCUUCGGCAACAACGAGUACCGCGCUUGGGUGCAAGCAGAACUGGCGCGUGUGGUGAAAUACGAGGAGCAGUACGGCGGUAUUAUUCUCGAUUGCAGCCAGCCUCCAGCUCCAUUACCAGUUUCGAGUACAAAUCCAUCGGUGGCUGCUAGCAAUCAGCCGGAGAUUGUUCACUAUUUCCCCAUUAAGAGUCUGCACACCGUGUCGCCAAAAUAUGUGGAAGCGAUGCGGAGGAAGGCGCACUUGGUUAUCCGGAUGCUGGAGCACCGCAUCGGCCAGGAGCUGCUCAUUCAGGUGUUCAACAAGCAACUGGCCUUGGCCACCAAUGCGGCAUCGACGAAGAUUGGCGCCGGAUUGUGGUCUCAACUCCUCAUCUCAACCAACAUCUUCAUCAAGGCGAUCUUCACGGUGACGGGCAAGGAUAUGUCUGUUUUCAUGGAUCAGUGGGUGCGCACUGGAGGCCACGCCAAGUUUUCGCUCACAUCUGUGUUCAAUCGCAAGAGGAACACCAUUGAGCUGGAGAUCCGUCAGGACUUUGUUAAUCAGCGUGGAGUGAGGAAGUACAAUGGUCCUUUACUUGUUCAACUGCAAGAGUUGGAUGGUACCUUCAAGCACACGCUUCAGAUAGAGAAUACUCUGGUAAAAGCGGAUAUCACCUGCCAUUCGAAGAGCAGGCGUAACAAAAAGAAGAAGAUCCCUUUGUGCACCGGUGAGGAGGUGGAGAUGGAUUUGUCAGCCAUGGACGACUCACCUGUGCUUUGGAUACGACUCGAUCCAGAGAUGAUUUUGCUGCGUGAUUUGAUCAUUGAGCAGCCGGACUUCCAGUGGCAGUAUCAGCUGCGGCACGAGCGCGAUGUUACUGCCCAGUUUCAGGCCAUUCAGGCACUGCAAAAGUACCCAACAAAUGCCACCAGACUUGCCUUAACCGACACUAUUGAAAGCGAGCGUUGUUUCUAUCAAGUGCGCUGCGAGGCGGCCCACAGUCUAACCAAAGUGGCCAACCAGAUGGUGGCCUCCUGGAGCGGCCCACCCGCUAUGCUGAACAUAUUCAGGAAGUUUUUUGGCUCUUUUAGUGCUCCGCACAUCAUCAAGCUGAACAACUUUUCCAACUUUCAGCUGUACUUUCUGCAAAAGGCUAUUCCCGUGGCUAUGGCUGGUCUGCGCACAUCCCAUGGUAUUUGCCCGCCGGAAGUGAUGCGUUUCCUUUUUGAUCUCUUCAAGUAUAAUGAGAACUCGCGAAAUCAUUACACGGAUGCCUACUACAGAGCCGCUUUAGUGGAAGCUCUGGGCGAAACACUAACGCCUGUUGUUUCCGUGGCUAUUCACGGCACUCAGAUCACCACGGAUAGUCUUUCUACAGAUGCAAAGUUGGUUCUGGAUGAAGUGACUCGCCUGCUGAACAUGGAGAAGCACCUGCCCUCGUACAAGUACAUGGUGUCAGUUUCCUGCCUGAAGGUCAUCCGAAAGCUGCAGAAGUUCGGUCACCUGCCGUCACUGCCUCACAUUUACCGCAGCUAUGCGGAGUAUGGAAUCUAUUUGGAUCUUCGCAUUGCUGCCAUGGAGUGUCUGGUAGACUUCGUCAAAGUGGAUGGUCGUAGCGAGGACUUGGAUCAUUUAAUUAAUUUGCUGGAGACUGAUCCAGAUCCUGCUGCACGCCAUGCGUUGGCUCAACUGCUGAUCAACAAUCCGCCGUUCACCCGCGAAUCUCGCAGUCGCCUGGAUAAACCCAAUCUGGUGGAUCGCCUGUGGUACAGCAUAAAUACGUUGGCCUACGACACCAAGCUGCGUUGCGAUACCGUGGAUCUGUACUACGCUCUUUACGGAAGCAAGCGACCGAAUUGCUUGCAGGCCGGUGAGAACCAGAGCUUCUACAAGGACUUGAUGAAGGAUACUGGCGGCAAUGCAGGCAGCGUGACCGGCAGUUUCAAGAAGACAAGCUCCGACAUAAAACCAGCUCCCACUCCGCUAAUGGAGUUGGACAACGAGCCGCAGGAGCGCCAUAAGCCCGCCUUGGUUACCAUUAAGAGGACGGCCACAGAAGCCUUCGAAGUGGGCGACGAGAUCAUCAAGCUGGAGCGAAGCGAGGAGAUUACAGUGCUCGAUGAACCCGUCAACGUUCAAGCCUUCGACAGUGAGACCAAAGUGAAUAUCCUGCCAGUGGAUGACGACGCACCCGAUUCGCAUCAGGCAACCAAGCGGCUAAAGACCGAGAUAUUCGCCGAGGAUGACAACUCAUCGGUGAUGCUCGAAACCGGUGACUUCACCAGAUACGAGAGCAGCUACGAGGACGGCAAGUUGAAGACUGGCGAUGCUCUGCUGAAGAAGAAAAAGAAGAAGGACAAGAAGAAGCACAAGCACAAACACAAGCACAAGCACAACAAGGAGAAGGACAAGGAUCGCGAGCGCAAGGAUAAGGACAAGCGCGAUCCGCAGAUAUCGCGCCUCCAGGCCCGCGAAACCAACACCCCGGACACUCUCAGCUCGGCGGACAGCAGCAACAGCAAUAGUCUUCCUCCCCUGAACCUUAACUAAGUGAGGGUUCUCUUCUGGGUCGGGAUAUAUCGGGAUAUAUAUUGCAUGAGUUGUAAGCAGAGGGUUAGGUAUAUAAAUAAACAUUAGAUUUAAACAAAAGCAGGUUUUGUUUAUCU
Molecule: messenger RNA, 3846 nt
Organism: Drosophila ficusphila
Lineage: Eukaryota; Metazoa; Arthropoda; Insecta; Diptera; Drosophilidae
Gene: Taf2
Product: transcription initiation factor TFIID subunit 2
Exons: 6
Coding region: 71-3730 (1219 amino acids)
Biological process (GO): transcription initiation at RNA polymerase II promoter
Cellular component (GO): transcription factor TFIID complex
Molecular function (GO): chromatin binding; transcription cis-regulatory region binding; zinc ion binding
Source: RefSeq, a predicted model, not a curated record